GAUGUGAGUGGCGAGAGAGUGAAGAAAGGUGGAAACGCAUACGUAUAUAAGAGCAUUAGAAGGAGAAAGCAGAGGCGCGUUUGUGUGGCAAUGGAUGUUGUAAUAGAGGUUCUCUCCGGUGCGCACUUCUCUGGUUGGCAUCCUUCAACGACUUCUUCUUCUUCUCCAACACCCUCACGUCACCCUUUCGUCAUCGGGGUCUCUGGAGGUACUGCAUCGGGGAAAACCACAGUGUGUGAUUUGAUCAUUCAGCAACUGCAAGAUCACAGAGUUGUACUUGUCAGUCAGGAUUCGUUCUACCGGGGUUUGACAAAUGAUGAGUUGAAACGCGUUCAUGAAUAUAAUUUUGAUCAUCCUGAUGCAUUCGACACAGAGCAACUUGUAGAAACCCUCGGUAAGCUCAAAUCUGGACAAUCGGUUCAGGUUCCAAUAUAUGAUUUUAAGCUCCAUCAGAGAUCUUCAGACAGAUCCCGACAGGUCAAUGCAUCUGAAGUAAUCAUUCUAGAGGGCAUAUUGGUUUUCCACGAACAAAGUGUCCGCAACAUGAUGAAUAUGAAGAUAUUUGUUGAUGCAGAUCCAGAUGUAAGGCUUGCCCGCAGAAUAAGACGUGAUACUGUUGAGCGGGGUAGAGAUGUGCACUCUGUGUUGGAACAGUAUGCCAAAUUCGUUAAGCCUGCCUUCGAUGAUUUUAUUCUUCCAUCCAAAAAGUAUGCUGACAUCAUCAUACCUCGCGGGGGAGAGAAUCGUGUGGCAAUUGACUUGAUUGUUCAACAUAUCCGCACUAAGCUCGGCCAGCAUAACCUCUGCAAAAUAUAUCCGAAUUUGAACGUUAUACAGUCUACUUUCCAGACCAGAGGCAUGCACACUCUUAUUCGUGACAGGGACAUAUCAAAGCAUGAUUUUGUAUUUUAUUCAGAUCGGCUAAUUCGUUUGGUAGUGGAACAUGGUCUUGGUUACUUGCCGUUUACAGAGAAACAAGUUAUCACACCUACAGGGUCAAUUUAUACCGGAGUUGAUUUUUGUAAGAAAUUGUGUGGAGUAUCCGUUAUUCGAAGCGGCGAAAGCAUGGAAAACGCUUUGCGUGCUUGCUGUAAAGGAAUAAAGAUUGGAAAAAUUCUUAUCCACCGUGAAGGUGACGAAACCCAGCUUAUCUAUGAGAAGCUUCCAAAAGAUAUUUCAGAGAGACAUGUUCUUCUCAUGGAUCCAGUACUUGGUACAGGUAACUCUGCCAGCCAAGCAAUCGAGCUUCUUUUAAAGAAGGGAGUUCCAGAAUCUCGGAUAAUAUUCCUUAACCUCAUUUCAGUAAGUUACAAUAAAUUUCAAAACUCAUUUCAGGCUCCCGAGGGAAUACAUUGUGUAUGUAAACGUUUUCCGCAUCUGAAAAUUGUCACAUCGGAGAUUGAGGAAGGAUUAAAUGACCAGUUCCGUGUCAUACCAGGGUUAGGAGAAUUUGGGGACCGCUACUUCGGUACGGAUGAUUCCUAGUUUGAAAGCAAAACAAAAAGAUUACAAGGGAAACAAAAAGAC
Molecule: messenger RNA, 1527 nt
Organism: Abrus precatorius (Indian licorice)
Lineage: Eukaryota; Viridiplantae; Streptophyta; Magnoliopsida; Fabales; Fabaceae
Product: uridine kinase-like protein 2, chloroplastic
Exons: 14
Coding region: 91-1485 (464 amino acids)
Cellular component (GO): chloroplast; cytoplasm
Molecular function (GO): excinuclease ABC activity; kinase activity; ATP binding
Source: RefSeq, a predicted model, not a curated record